Gorilla gorilla gorilla (western lowland gorilla) is the source of this 5460-nucleotide messenger RNA. RefSeq names its product translation initiation factor IF-2. Lineage: Eukaryota; Metazoa; Chordata; Mammalia; Primates; Hominidae. The transcript has 6 exons. Bases 1 to 1641 code for a protein of 546 amino acids. The record is from RefSeq and is a predicted model, not a curated record.
AUGUUUACGCUUAAAGCAGAGGAAGCUGAUGAGAAGGAAGAUGCAGGUGCAAGAUGUUGUGGGUAUUCUUUUGGCGCCGCUUCCCUUCCCCACCAACUUCUCGCCCUCUACUCCUCCCCACCCCAGCACAGGCAGCCGCUCCAGGGCAAGUCUAUGCAGGCUCCACACACUGAUUCUGACCUGCAUAAUGGACUCUGCCCGGGGCACCCAUGUCCAAACCAGCCCAGGUGCCCAAAGCACCGGCACCGGUACGAGCCAGGGCGGCUGCAAUGCUCCCAAGUGCCCAGUGCUGGGGGUUGGGGGUGCCACGGCUUGGGAGGCUGCCCAGAGGGCGGAAGGGUCCUCUGCAGAGCUCUGCACGCCUGUCGGCCGACGGGGACUCUGCACGGCGGGCUGCGUCACGGCCGCCUCAUCGGCCGGCAGCGCAGGAAACCCCGUCACCUUCUCGAGGUAGUGACAGUCCUGCCGCCAGCCGUUCCUGCGAUCCCAGGGUCUCUGCAGUUACACCUGGUUCCAGCCGGGGGCGCCGCGCCGCACCGCUCCUGCGGAGGAGCCAGGCGCCCUUCACAGGCGCGGCCUCACCCUCCUUACUUGUCAGGUGUGAGUCGCCCCACGUGCACCCGAACGCGGUCAGGUCCACCCAGGAAGCCGGAGCAGGACUUUGGGCAGCGAGCUCGCUGUGAGUUAGAGAGCAGAGGGACAUCUGUGGCUAAGGAAUUCGUUGCAUGGAUGAAGACCCAAGCAAAGGAGCUAGAACCAAAUGGACGCUGUGCUGCUCAGCCCACCCCAGGCAGGGCAGGGAGGACAGACACUAGAGAGGCUCCCGGGAGCUCCCUGUUUCCUCAAAGCAUGAAAAAGCACUUAAUGAGAUUUUUCACAUUCCAGAAAUGGAAGGAGAUGGCCUCCUUUGGACAUGUGCCUACACGAGGGCUGUCACUGUUGCCAGGGACAGGCUCUCCAGGAAGACUUCCUGGAGGAGGCGGGCCUCAGCUGGACCGCAGGCGGCCAGGAGGAGCUGGGGGUGGUGGUGGUGGGGGCGAGGGUGAAGGUGGUUGGAGAUCGGGGGAGACUGUGAAGAGGAGGGCGAGGCCUGGACCUGGGCCUUUCCAGGCAGGCGGCCCAAACGGAUCUACGCAGCCAGCCAGCCACCCCUCCCAGUUGGGGUCGGCGCGUCCCCCUCCAGGCCGGUGCGGGGAGAGUCUGGCCUUCUGGAGGCCCGGGGCAGCAGGACUGGGAGAGCCGCGGUCUCCUUCCCGUCCCCUGCUUCCGGCAGACCCGCGUUUCCAGGGCCCCGUCCUUUACCCGGGGCGGCCGUCCUCCCGUGCCCAGCCUCUGGCGAGGCCACCGCUCCCCGCAGCGCCGGUGUCACGGCCCCACGGAGGGCCAGGAGCUUCCAGGGCGCCCCAGCGGCGGGGUGGACGCUGCCAGGGGGUACCACGGCAGGGCCCGCGCUGCCCAUCCCGCGCCACGCCCCCACCUCCGCCGGCACCGUUGCCAGCAGCCCGGCUGCGAGCCCGCCGGCGCCCGGCCACCCGCCCGCUGCGUCGCCUGGCAGCGCGCCUGCAGCUGAGUCAGCCUGUUGCAACCUGCUGUAUGAAGAACACCUUUGAAGGUAUCAGACGUAGCUGUCUUUUCUCUUAAAUACAAUUCACAGCAGCAGGAAAGGGCCUGCUCACCUGCUGGCCAGAGGCUUCCUGGCUCUCAGCCUCCCUGACUACUUUUUUUGAGACAGGGUCUUGCAGUGUCACCCAGGCUGGAGUGCAGUGGCGCGAACACGGCUCACUGCAGCCUCAACGUCCCAGGCGCAAGUGAUCCUCCUGCCUCAGCCUCCCAAAGUGCUGGGAUCCACAACUCCCAGUGAUUCCCAGGGACCUGAGACAGAGCCUCCAUGGGCAAUAAACACACCAUGGUUUGUGUUUGUUUGUGUUUGGAUGUGCAUUGAAUCCUGGUAACUGUGAUUACCUGGGGUGGGAGGGCACUGGGGACGAGGGAGGACUUUUCACUGUACUUUGCUGCUGUUUGAAUUUUUGUCACGUAUAUAUUACUUAAAAAUGUUUAUUUAAAAGCAUUUCAAACCUACAAAAAGGUGUCAGAAACAAAUGUGACACACAGUCACGCUGCCUUUCUCCCCAUUCCACACCCUGCAGUACUAGCUUCAGUACUUCUCUGAGGAGUGAGGAGUGGAUAAAGCCUCAGAAUGCUUUAUUUUAUAUAUAAUUUUUUUCCUUUUUUUUUUUUUUUUUGAGAUGAAGUCACACAAUAUUGCCCAGGCUGGUCUCAAAUUCCUGGGCUCAAGCAAUCCUCCUGCCUUGCUCAAGCAUGAGCCAGUAUGCCUGGCCAAGGAGCUGAUUUCUGAUCCUAGGUCUUGAAAUUUUUUUUAUUUUUCUUUUCUUUUCUUUUCUUUUUUUUUUGGUAAACUUUUGUUUUAGGUUCACGGUGUAUGUGCAGGUUUGUUAUAUAGGUAAACUUGUAUCAUGGGGGUUUGUUGUACAGAUUAUUUCAUCACCCAGGUACUAUGCCUAGUACCCAAUUCAAAUUCUUUUCUUUCUUCUUCUUCUUCUUCUUCUUCUUCUUUUUUUUUUUUUUUUUGAGGAAGGGUCUCACUCUGUGGGCUGGCAUGCAGUGGCGCGAUCUCAGCUCACUGCAACCUCUGAAUCCCAGGCUCAGGUGAUCCUCCCACCUCAGCCUCCUGAGUGGCACACACCACCAUACCCAGCUAAUUUUUCUAUUUUUAAUAGAGAUGGGGUUUCUCCAUGUUGCCCAGGCUGGUCUCGAACUCCUAGGCUCAAGCAAUCCACCUGCCUUGGCCUCCCAAAGUGCUGAGAUUACAGGCAUGAGCCACCUUGCCCGGCCCCAAUUCAGAAUUCUUAACACAGUCUUCUGAGUAGUGUCACCAGUUGAUCAUAUCAGAAUUUUUGAAAGCUGUUGGCUGUCCUGUAGACUGUCCCCUCCGACAUUGUCCGCAGCACCAAAUCUGGCCUGCAGAUGGUCUGGGGCCAUCUCAUCAGCAGGCAGGUCUGUCCCAGGUCCUGAUUCUGCCCAGGGAACUGGCAGUUCCUGAGAAGUGAGAGGUAUGCAGUUACCUCUCAACACCUCUUCAGUCCGUAUCCCCCAGAGCAUUUAAGGUCUUUCUGGGGAGAUAUAACAAAAACCAAGAGUAAUUAAGAUGGGACUUGGACUCUGGCCUGGAGAAGAUUCUAAUGUAGUUGGAGAACAAUACAAAGCAGCAAAAAUAAGAUUGCUUAUGUGUUGGGUGUACGUGUUUAAUUAUGUAGGACUUUGGGCAUUAUUUGGUCUCAGAAUCCUGGGGCUUGGAAGGCCCUGGAGGAGCCUCCUCUAGGACAUGGGACCUGAAAAAUCUCCUAGCUGGUGGUUGCCACUGUGAAUCCCUCUCUCCAGGACAGAGAAACCUGACAUUAUCUGGGCCCCCACAUUUGAUCUGGCUUGUUCUAAAUCAACUCUUGAAAGCCUGCCGUAUAAAGGAGAAAGUGCCCUUUGGCUCACCGGGAGUAAGAAAUACAGCCGUCAGGAGAAACAGAAAGUCCGUGCCUGCUGCAGGCACACUCCUGGGUCCACGGGAAACUCCACCAGGAAAGGCAAUUAUUACAGAAGAGAACACUGCUUGGAGUUGUGGACACUGUUGCCUACCCAGCUUCCAUUCUCCCCUUCCUUCCUAACAGCACCCCAGUUUUGUUCAGGUAUCUGCCUGUCUACACAUGCUUCAGGGAAAGCUGACCCAUGCUCAGCCCCUUGCCUGCAGCUCCUGAGUGGGGGUUGGGAAGCUGAUUUUUCAGAUACUGAUCCCAUUGCAUUUGCCAACUUGUGCAUGGCAUUUCCUGGCCCAAGGUUUACUUCAGGAAUGGGUUUGUAAUCAAAUUCAGCCCAGUGAAAUAUGAGGAUAAGUUUGGAGACUUCUGGGGAAGAAACGUGCUCCUGUUCUUUAAGGAGAGAACUACCAGAAGAGCCCUCAUUCUCCUCCAGAGUGGCAAGCAGAUAUGGGAACUGAAACUUCAAGAACCAUUUGGCUAUCAGGAAGGAGGCAGCCUGACAACAAAGACAGCCCCAGAAGAGGAUGUAAUUAAGGAAAUCAGAGAGAAACAGAGCCAGGUUGCUGGAUCAUUCUGAUCCUGAAGCCUCCAUUACAUCUAAUCACAGACUGCUGUGGUUGGCAGAGGGGUGCAUCUUUGAUUGUCGCUGGGGACGAAAGCAGAUUCCCAAAAGCAGAUGUCCCAGCUGGGUCCCGCACCUCUCCCUGCCAUUGCCCCCUGGGUCCCACUGAUGUCCUGUUUCCAGUCCAGGAUCCCAUUCAGAAUCCAACAUGGCACUUGUCUCCUCCCAUGUGGGGCAGUUCCCCCGUCUUUCCUUGUCGCUGGGACACUGGCCAGCUAUUUCAUAGGACAUUUCUCACUUUGGAUUUGUCUGCUGUUUUCUCAAUAUUAGAUUGAGGAUAUGCAUUUUUGGCACAAAUGCCAAAGAAGUGAUGCUGUGCGCCUCUCAGGACACUGUCAAGGGCGGGGUGAUGAUAUGUCUCAUUACUGGUCAUGGUAGUUUGGAUCACUUGGUUAAAGUGGUGUCUCUGAAGUUUCUCCACUGGAAAGUUGCUAUUUUCCCUUUGUAAUUAAUAAAUGUCCUGUGGGGGAGAUGCUUUAUGAGUAUGUAAAUAUCCUGUUUCUCAUCAUAUUUUUGCCUACUCAUUUUAGCGUCGGUUGAUGAUUCCUGGCUGCAACAGUUAUUACCAUAGUUUUUAGCAAAUGGUGAUUUUCUUUGUAUAUCACUGUUUCUAUAUUUAUUAAUUGGAAUUCUACUGUAAAAAAGAACUCUUUCCUCCAUGUGUAUUUAUUCCAUUAUUUUUAUAUCUGUAUGAACUCUUGGAUGUUUCUCUUAUUCUAUGGGUUAUAAUUCAUUGCAAUUAUUUUUACUCAAAUUGUACCAGAUUUGGGAUCUGUACCCGAUACUGGGAUCUCCUUAGUUGGCUCCUACGUGCUCCUAUGUCCCUGGACAUGCCCAUCCUUCUUUGAUCCCUUCCUUACAUUCUGGCACAAGAUGCUCCAGGCUCAUCUGGUAUUCUCCCUGUCUCAGCCGUGGAAUCAAUUGUUUCUCUAAGAACCCUGACUUGUUUUGCUGGAGGAUGAUAUUGAGAAAGUGAGAUCUGGGCACCAGUCAGAUUUAACUUGGUCAAAUGAAACUGCAGAACUGUGCUGACAGGCGGGACAGUGUGGGAAGGAGGGGUCGGACUGCAGGGUCCAGGCGAGGGGCAGAGGGACAGACAGACUCUGAGAGGGAGGGCAGCUUGGCCUCUCAGUCCUUGGCUGGGAGCCCCUGUGGGGAGCACGGCUUGUGGAUUCAGCACUGGCAGAGCUUGCCUCUAGGGUGUACACCUGGAAGCUGCAGUUGGGAGGGAGAGGAAAAACUUUUACUUUUUAAAAAUCAUAGGCAUCUAUUAUUAAUACUUUAAACAUU